Molecule: messenger RNA, 2989 nt
Organism: Pogona vitticeps (central bearded dragon)
Lineage: Eukaryota; Metazoa; Chordata; Lepidosauria; Squamata; Agamidae
Gene: GOLM2
Product: golgi membrane protein 2
Source: RefSeq, a predicted model, not a curated record
CGCGGCUUCGGAAGAACCACCGGUUGGAAGAAGGAGGAGGAGGAGGAGGAAAGGCGGGGCGGCUGCUUCUUCCUCGCCCGGAGGUGCAGUGAGAAACUGAGGUGCCUCCUUUCCCAGCCUCCCCCAUGGUGGGGUUUGGGGCCAAUCGAAGGGGUGGCCGUCUCCCUUCAUUUCUUUUUGUGGCAUUGCUGCUAGUUAUCGCCAUUCUUGCCUUCAAUUACUGGAGCACCUCAACUCGCCAGUCUGUGCUGCAGGAGGAGGUGGCUGAGUUGCAGGGCCAGGCCAAGCGCAGUGAUGUUGCUCGUGGACGACUGGAGAAAAGAAAUUCGGAGCUCUUGCUUCAGGUGGAGUCACACAAGAAAUACUUGGAGCAGAAGGAAGCAGACCAAAGUCACUUGAAUAGCCUGCUACAAGCCAAGGAUGGUCAGAUCAGAAAAUGUGAGGAUAGCAAGGUCAAGCUUCAGAACAACAUAUCGUACCAAAUGGCAGAUAUACACCGGUUAAAGGAACAACUUGCAGAGUUGCGGCAAGAGUUCAUACGUCAAGAGGAUCAGCUUCAUGAAUACAAGAAGAACAAUACACAGCUUCUUAAAAGGUUAGAGUAUGAAAGUUUUCAGUGUGGACAACAGAUAAAAGAAUUGAAAAUACAACAUGAAGAAGAUUUGAAAACAUUGGAUGGCCAAAUUAAACAAGAACAAAAGGAGACUGGACAGAUAAGCCAGUCUAAUAAAGAUGUUGGUGCAGGUCUGAACAGUAAUCCAGCAACAGUGAAGGCAACUCAGGAAUUGGAUGAAAGGAAUAUAAUUACAAAUGAAGUACCUUCAGUCAACAAUAUCUCAGAUGGCAAAGAGAAAAUUAAACCAGGAGAUGAUGCAGGAAUGCCUGGGAUAGAAGAGAAUGAUCCUGCUAAAGCUGAAGAUAUACUCACUGCUUUGAAGAAGCCACUGGUUUCAGCUUUUCAAGAUAACCAUCACCUCAAUGGAAACUUUCCCAUAGAAAAUGCCCAUGCUUCACAUCUAGGUCAAGGUGUCAACAGCGAUGAUGGAAAUGCUGAUUUGAUGAAGCAGAUACCUCCAAACACUCUUCAGCAGCUAAUGCCUGUUCACAUCCUUGAUAAUCAUAAAGCUGAAAGGGAAUUUGUAAAACAGACCUCAAAAGACAGAGUCAGCGACUUCCAGAGGAUGAAACAAAGCCGAUUCUUUGAUGAAAAUGAAUCCCCUGUUGAUCCGCAGCAUGGGUCUAAACUGGCAGAUUAUAAUGGGGAUGAUGGUAACGUGGGUGAGUAUGAGGCAGACAAGCAGGCUGAGCUGGCCUACAAUGAGGAAGAGGAUGGUGAUGGUGGUGAAGAAGACGUCCAAGAUGAUGAAGAGAGGGAGCUUCAAAUGGAUCUUGCAGACUAUGGAAAACCACACUUCAGUGAUGUACUCUAAAACCUUGGCUCCCUUUAUCCAAGAAAUCAUGCAAUAGGAGGGAAACUAAACCAACUUUCAACAGUUACUGAAAUGAAAUAUUGGGGAGGGAAAAGGACAACAAAACACAUAAAAUACAACUAUUUAACACUGAACAGUGGAAGGAAAAGGUGAAAUGGGGUACAGGUGUACAGCUGGUUCUUACUGUUUGUGAACAAUGCAUAGAGAUGGCUUGUUCUUUUGCAGGAUGAUCAAACAACCUGAAUUUUAUAGAACUGGAAACAACUAACUCAGGCUGUGAGACUGUUUACUUGUAAUCUCUGAAUUAAUAACAAUGCAGAAUAAUUAAGGUUACCAUAUUUCUAAAAAUGAAGCCACUGUAAACCAGAGAAUCUGUACAGUUUGAAUCUUAUAUAUAUUAAUUACUUCUUUGCAGAAAUAAAUGUACAGUUGGGACACGCUUUGAUACAUGAAGUUAUUUAUUCCAUGCAAGCAAAUCCUUUUCUUUUGCUAUUGUGACUUGUAUUUUACAGGUAAUGUUACAUUUUGAGAAAGCUGGCCAAACCAGUAUCUAAUGUAAAUAUAUUAUGAAACCUUUCUGAAGGUCUGUCUGGGUGACAGUGAAAUAUAUUAAUCCUGUAUGAAACCAUAUGCUUAACCCUAGGAGACUGAAGAAAGUUGCCAGUAAUGAAAAUAUGGUAACAGUAGGGUCUUGUUAUGUAGGGUAUCUACCAGAAUUUGAACCAAUAAAAAUUUCAACUUGUAUUUCCUGCAAGAACUAUAUUUUAUUUGCUUAUGUUUUUACAGCAAUGGUUUUAAUCAUAAGAGAUCAAUCAAGUAGAAAGUGGUUGAAAGUACAGUCUUGAGAGAUUCUAAAUUCAUUCCUAUCGGAACCUAUGAUAUAUUUGAGAUAAUGCUGUUUCAUUUCAAAUUCAGUGCUGCAGUAUUGAUUGCUCAGAACAGUGGUUAUGUCCUUGUGGUUUUAUGUGUGUGUUUUAAGUGUAAAAUGUCUUUGGUUUUUUUUCCAGUUUACAGAAAUGGUUAUCACAUCUAUUUCCUGAAAUGACAAAUGAUUAACCCUAAAUAAUUAUCAACAAGGGCUAUUGUGAAUAAAAUGUAUAGGUCCUAUAUGACAGGGUUGAUUGUAUUUCACAAUUCUGUACUCAGGUUAAAGUUCAUUCAAACUUAUUUGUGGCAACCUAAUGAAUUAUAUGUAUUGAAUAAGAAGGAGAGAUCUGUAUCAGGCUUCCAUUAGAAAAGUGUUGAUUUAUAGGGACAAAAAUGUAGGUUUGUUCUUUGGAAACCUUUUGAUGCCACUUUUCAAGCAGCCACUUGACAAAACUUGGGGCUCUUCAAAGGGAGACUGUUAUUGUUAGUUUUAUUUCCAAGUCAUAAAACAACUGGUUUUGCAUAAAAUUAAAGACUGAGACUUUUUAGAAUUAGUUCUCACCACUCUCCAUCAGUCUUCAGUGUUGUGCUUCAGUGAUUCAACCAAAAUGUAUUUGUGACCUAAAUUAGGUGUAAAAUUCUGCUGUUGACAUCCUACAUUUAGUAGGCUCUAAUAAAGGCUAAUAGUUUUA